Molecule: messenger RNA, 519 nt
Organism: Gloeophyllum trabeum ATCC 11539
Lineage: Eukaryota; Fungi; Basidiomycota; Agaricomycetes; Gloeophyllales; Gloeophyllaceae
Exons: 3
Coding region: 1-519 (172 amino acids)
Source: RefSeq, a predicted model, not a curated record
AUGGCCUACUUUGAUCUUCCCUUAAUCCCCUCUGUCGGCGCUGGCGCCCCCGAACCAAAGCUCGACGUCCAACUCACAGAGGACUGGAGGGCCACUUUGAGCCCUGUAGCGUUCAGGCGGAUCGAAUUCCGCUACGCUGGGGCAUCCCGCCCUGGGAUUUUUUUUCGAGACUGCAAGUCGCGUGAUGCUCUGAAAUCUGUUAUGGAGUGUCCCGAAGAGGUGCCGUUUCCCAGAUUACAAGGGGCGCAGAGAUUGAAGAUCGUGUGGCCAACGACUACGCUUCAAUACGAGCCGGUGUUACAUUCCAUUACGGAGAACAUGGCGACUUUGGCUGCGGAAAUUGUCCAACACUUCAACCGUUUUGUCGCUGCGUACGCAGCUGCAGAUGUAGGCAGCGCCGCCUGGUCUAUGCAGGGCCGAAUUUCGUGGAAGGACGAGAUGCGGUUGGUGGCUCUCGUUAAUAUUGGGCCGGGCCGGUGGCAAAUGGUCCUCGAACGCUAUCAAUACGUAUUAAACUAG